GAGGGAGAGAGACCGGCCGAGAUUCAAACUCGAAAUCUAAACGACCGAACAUUCAGAGUCACGCGAGUAGCCGCGCGAUACGGCUCGGGCGUUUGAAAACGUACGACGACGACAAAGGACACGACGAGUCGCGCGCCAUGUGCGAUCGGAGAAGUUUCAGAUUAAAGAGAAUCCUCUGUGUGCUAUUCUUCGUCAAUGGCAUCGUCCUACCGAUCGGAUCCUGUCAAAAUGCAGAACCACGGGGAUCCUUUGGGAGCAAAAGUAUCGCAAGGAGGAUGGAUCUUCUACGGGACACCGAACGUCUCGACGAACGACGAUUCAACUGGGACGUGUCUCUCGAUGGGGAGAAGAUGCUCGAAGAGAAUACAAGGAGCUUCUCGUCCGAAAGAAAGUCGAAGGAUGAGAACGAGGAGGAUAAGGAUGCCGUGUCUCGAUCCAACGGAGAAAAUAAAAACGUCGCUCUUCAUCCAUUGGAGGACCGUACGAGAGCUUCCUUCCUUCGACAGACACUGAAUACGACUGCUACGACGUCAUUAGGUGAACAACGUAGAUCCACGGGCAUCAACGAGGGUAACAAAACCCGUAAGAAAAAUCGUCGAACGAAAGAUUCGAGAAAUAAUCCUUCUUAUAAUAUCGAUGGUACUACGGAUGUACGUGAGAACGAGAUUAAGAUCGGUGGUAGAUCGUCGUUACAAGAAAAUAAAGAAAAUGUUAAUACCGAUUCGACGUCGAAAAAAUCGAGAUACUCGCAAACGAGAAAGUAUCGUGGCGAACGACGAAGAAGACGUAAGAACAGGGAUAGGAAAAGGGGUAGAAAGAGGUCAAGACAGAACGACGAUAGAAGAAUGGACGAUGAGAGACGGCGAACGUCGAAGUUUAAGAAACGAACGGAGAACGAAGGAUCGGAACAAUCCUUCGGCAAUUCUUCGAACAUAGGUUUGACGUACGGGGGAAAGAACGUCAGCAUUUUUCGACAGGAUUCAACCAAUUUCGAUGGUUUAGAUUCGAGCACCGGCGGUGCUCCGUCCAAUCUUCGAGCUCCAUCGAUUACAACGACAACUACGACGAACGCGGACGAUAGAAAGAGUUUGCCUCAGGUUUCACCACGACGGGACGUAUACGUUGAAAACGUUGAGAGAGAACUUUCUAAACAAUUGGAAAAGGAGAUCGCUAGAUCGGGUAUGAUAAAUUUGAGUAAUCGAGUUCUAACUGGUUCUACGACACAUCGGGAUGUUACGUCGUACGAUAACGACAGGAACAAAUUAUCGAACGAGAUUAUCAUUGACGACAGAGCGAGAUUUGGUAAUUCGCGUUACGACGCCGAAAAAAUGUUGGGUUAUUCGCGCACCGAGGAAGAUCUACCGAUUCUCGACCUUGAAAACGAGGUACUCGAAAGAACGAUGAAGGAUUAUAACGCAUACAUGACGUCCAGUUUGAAACUACGUCAGGACCGGCCAAAAUUCAGUUCGCCAUCACGAUUGCACGAUCAACCGAUCGUAUCUUUAAUCACAAGUACAACCACUACUACCACCAUGACAACCACUACAAAUGCUGACACCUACGACGAGGAUAAUCCAAAAGGCGACUUAUCAUGCAUAAAUGGAACUUUCUUGCCGGCACCGUUAGCGAGGCAUGCUCUUAUCAAAUAUGUAAAGUCUUCCAUACCAGGACACGAGUAUCUCGAAGCCGAUUACGAGUGUGCACCUGGGUUUUACAUGGUAUCGACCGGAAGUCGAUUGCUCUGCAGGAAUCGUCAAUGGAUCGGACAAGUACCAAAAUGUAAACUGAAACAAGGAUCGGACGGUGUCUGUUCGGAAGUCUCAUGCGAACAUGUUUGUAAGGAAAUCGACGGUAGAGCCGUAUGUUCUUGUUACAACGGGUUUCGAUUGGAUGCUUACAAAUGUAUAGACGUGAACGAAUGCGAGGAGAACAACGGUGGCUGUGAGUACAAAUGCGUGAACACUCCUGGAUCUUUUCGAUGCGAGUGUCCGAAGGGAAUGAAACAGGGCGAGGACAGGUUCACGUGCAUAGACAUCAACGAAUGCUUGCUGAACAACGGUCACGGUCCCUGUCAGGACACGUGUCGAAACCUCGUAGGUGGUUACGAAUGCUCUUGCGAGGGUAUCCAGGACACGGUUCUGUCGGCCGAUAACCACACGUGCCAGAACGCAGGUCCAUGCAGUGUCAACAACGCCGGAUGCUCUCACACUUGUCUCUCAACGAUGGGUCGAGUGUUCUGCCUCUGUCCGGACGGCUUCAUGCUCGAGGACGACUGGAAGACCUGUCAAGACGUAGACGAAUGCGCAGUACCCGACCUUCAAACGGAAGUGUGCCGUUAUGGAUGUAUCAACACGCAAGGAUCUUACAGAUGCGCUGAACCGACAGAGCUAAAGGAUCAACCGAUAGCAGAUAGCCUCUCCAUCACCUGCCUGCCCGGAUACGAGGUGUCCGCAGACGGUUCUUGCGUGGAUAUCGAUGAGUGUUCGAUCGAGAACGGUGGGUGCAAGGAGGUAUGCGAAAACACAGACGGUAGUUUCUUCUGUGCUUGCGACGGCGACGAAAAAGCUCUCUCGUCCGACGGAAAGUCUUGCUUGGAUAUAGAUAACGUCGUCUGUCCUCCAUUAAAUCCUGCAGGAAGAGGCUAUCUGAUGUGUUCCCGAAUGGCUGCGCCAAAAUCCUGGCGAGGUAGACGUAAGAUCAUUAAUCGACCUGGAACUAAAUGUUUCCUCAAGUGUCCUCAUGGUUAUCAGCUUCAUGGGGAAUAUGAACUUACCUGCCAAUCCGAUGGCACCUGGGAUGGUCCGAAACACGGCGAAUGCGUUAGAUACAGCAAGCCAAGAUUGGAAUGUCCAAAGGAUGUCGUAGCAGAGUUACCACCAGGACGAGACGAAGCCUUCGUGACGUUCGAUCAGCCCUCGACCGAUCUCGAUUGGUUUCGUUAUGUACGAUCGAAACCUUCCUGGGGUACUAGAUUGGAAGCCAACUUGAAAAUUGGUACACACGAAGUUAACUUUUUCGCGAGACACCCGGUAUCGAAGAAACAAGCAAGUUGCGUUUUACGUAUCAUCGUGAAAGAAGGCGAAGCACCAAAAGUGAAAGACUGUCCAAACAAUAUCGAUGUGACCGGAAAAAAUGGUACGUCGAUAACAUGGACGGAGCCAAUUUUCACGGACAACGUGAAAGUCACACGUAUCAGCAGCAACGAGAGUCCAGGACGUCCGUUUGACGUUGGAGGGCACAGAAUAGAAUACGAGGCCAGCGAUGAGGCCGGUUGGUCGAGCAAAUGCGUCUUCACUGUGGUCCUACGAGCCGAGUGAAAAGUAUUAAGAGAAGGGAGUCGAAGAGAAAGCUAGUUUGCUCUUGGCGGUCGAGAGGAAGAGGUACGAAACGGGAUGGAGGAAAUAAGGGAGAGAAAAAAGAGAACAGAAAAGUAAAAAGAAAAAAAAAAAAGAAAAAAUAGAAAGAAAUAAAAAAGGAACAAAAGAAAAAAGAAAAAAAAGAAACAGGAAAAGGUGGAAGUAGGAAGAAACGCGAAAUGAAGUAGCGAAGGAGAAGAGGAGGAAAAGGAGGAGGAGGGGGAGGGGGAGGAGG
Molecule: messenger RNA, 3591 nt
Organism: Vespula pensylvanica (western yellowjacket)
Lineage: Eukaryota; Metazoa; Arthropoda; Insecta; Hymenoptera; Vespidae
Exons: 14
Coding region: 138-3317 (1059 amino acids)
Molecular function (GO): calcium ion binding
Source: RefSeq, a predicted model, not a curated record